AUGGAAGCAAAAACAAAUUAUCGCGGUCUCGGACGCCGCAAAACUUCAACCGCUCGCGUUCUGCUAAUGCUAGGUCAGGGCAAGUUUACCAUUAACAAAAAGCCAGUUGAAGACUACUUAAAAUCGCCGCUACUAAUCAAAGACACUUUGCAACCAUUCACGCUGACCAACACCGAAAAUCAGUUUGACAUCAAAGUCAAUGUUAGUGGUGGAGGACUAGCCGGACAAGCCGGGGCAAUUCGCCUUGGCAUUGCCCGCGCUCUUUUAGAAGUUUCACCUGACUACCGCACUCCGCUUAAGAAAGCCAAAAUGGUGACUCGCGAUCCACGCCCUCAAGAAGCGGCUGCCGCUGGGAUUGAAGAAGUCAUUUUAGUUAUCUCGCCCCGUAAGUUAGAUGUCAUUAAGUAUUUCACGCUUAACGAUCCGCUUGAAUCCGAACUGCGCGAAAAAGGCAAGGUAACUUUGCUGAAAAAAGUCGUCGAAACUAACCAAUUAGUCAAAGUAUCAAUCGCGAUCCAAAAUAAACAACUCGGCAUUGGCCAUGCUAUUUCGGUUGCUUACGAUCUGCUACGCGACGAGCCUUUCGCCGUCAUUCUUGGCGACGAUCUUUUUGUCUCCAAAAAACCGGCCAUCUGUCAGUUGAUUGACGCUUAUAACCAAACUGGUUCAACGGUCAUCGGCGUUCAAAACGUUAGUUCCGAAAAAGUUCACUUAUACGGCGUGGUCAAGCCAGUCAGCGAUUUGACUCCCGAGCGCAAUCUUUUCAAAAUAUCCGGCGCGGUGGAAAAGCCCUCAGCCCAGGAAGCGCCGAGCCACUACGCGGUGAUGGGUCGCUACGUGUUCACGCCCAAAGUGAUGGAAAUACUGCUUGAACUUAAACGCAGUUGGCAAAGCAAGCAGGGCGAAUUGAACGUGAUUGAUGCGCUGGACCAGCUUCAACAAAGUCACGAAAGCGUCUAUGCGCUUGAGCUAGAAGGUCAGCGCUACGACCUUGGAUCGAUGGAAGGAUUUGUCAAGGCUAACAUUGAUUUAGCACUUGACGACCCCGAAAUUGGUCCUGCCAUUAGCGAGCACAUUCGCACUAACGCCAAGAAAAUCUUGGCUUCCUAA
Molecule: messenger RNA, 1110 nt
Organism: Centruroides sculpturatus (bark scorpion)
Lineage: Eukaryota; Metazoa; Arthropoda; Arachnida; Scorpiones; Buthidae
Product: UTP--glucose-1-phosphate uridylyltransferase-like
Exons: 2
Coding region: 1-1110 (369 amino acids)
Biological process (GO): UDP-alpha-D-glucose metabolic process; translation
Cellular component (GO): ribosome
Molecular function (GO): UTP:glucose-1-phosphate uridylyltransferase activity; structural constituent of ribosome
Source: RefSeq, a predicted model, not a curated record